Parasteatoda tepidariorum (common house spider) is the source of this 647-nucleotide messenger RNA. It is a transcript of the gene Myo10A, whose product is annotated as unconventional myosin 10A. Lineage: Eukaryota; Metazoa; Arthropoda; Arachnida; Araneae; Theridiidae. Gene Ontology annotation, molecular function: protein binding; ATP binding; cytoskeletal motor activity. Gene Ontology annotation, cellular component: cytoskeleton; myosin complex. The record is from RefSeq and is a predicted model, not a curated record.
AUUUCAGUGGUGUAAUAACGGGAGCAAGGAGUACAGAGUACCUACUAGAAAAGUCUCGAAUAGUUACUCAGGCUUCUGAUGAAAGAAAUUAUCACGUUUUUUACGAAAUGCUUAGUGGGUUAUCGGAUUCAGAGAAAGAAAAAUAUGGUUUGCAAAGUGCCGAUAACUACUUCUAUCUCAAUCAGGGUGGAUGUUUUAAGAUCAAGCCAAAAGAUGAUGCCGAAGACUUCCGCGCUCUAUUAGCAGCUAUGCAGGUCUUAAGCUUCACAUCCGAAGAACAAGAUACCAUAUUCCGCAUUCUUGCAUCUGUACUUCAUUUAGGAAACAUUUAUUUCCACAGAAAACAAUUGAAACAUGGUCAAGAAGGAGUUGAGAUAGGCAGUGAUGCAGAAAUUAGAUGGGCAUCCCACUUACUUCAGCUAUCUUUAGAUGGAAUUUUGCGAGCGAUGACAACAAAAACAACGGAAGCCAGAAAUGAACGAGUCGUCACUCCUUUGAAUAUUGAUCAAGCAUUAGAUGCUAGAGAUGCUAUUGCUAAAGCUCUAUACUCCAGUUUGUUCUCUUGGCUAGUACAAAGAGUCAACAAUAUUGUGUUCAAAGGACCUAGGAAGACCUCUAUAGCGAUUCUCGAUAUAUUUGGGUUUGAG